Molecule: messenger RNA, 882 nt
Organism: Cetraspora pellucida
Lineage: Eukaryota; Fungi; Glomeromycota; Glomeromycetes; Diversisporales; Gigasporaceae
Source: the annotation of a GenBank genome assembly
AUGUCAAAAGUUUCUCGAAAAGAUGGUAAAAAGCCUUAUUAUUCCUCAAAUUCUCUUCCUGACCACAUUAGGAUUCGAGAAUUCCAACAAAAAGAUAUUGAUGAAGUUCAAAGGAUUUAUGCUAACUCAAUGAUGGAUAAUGUGCCAUAUGCUAUUGGGGAUAUCAUGCAGCAUCGUUAUCUUCUUUGUUUAUGGUUAGGUUUAACAUAUUUUACCGUAAAGAACCACAGUAAUAUACAUUUACUAUUUAUGCUCCUCGUUUUUAUCGGUUGGGGUUUUUUCCUCUACGUUAAUGUUCGACGAAUUAUAACAAGUACAAUUUCCUAUGAAACACGACAUGCAAUUCAUACUGAUUUGUCUAGAAUUUCAGAAAAAUAUGGAAGUGGCACCAUACAACAACUAACAAAAUCUGAUAAACACCAUUCACAAGAAAAUUUAUUUGACCAACCUUUUAAUGAUCGUAUCGCGAGAUUUUGGGUUGCUGUUGAUAAAGAAGCAGGAAAUAAAGUGGUAGGCUUUCUAGAAAUUGUGGACAAUGAAGAUGAAGAUCCUCUAAGAAAAAAAUAUAUUAUGGAAUCAUAUGCACCUCAUAUAAAGCAUUUAUGCGUGGCUACAAAUUAUAAAAGACAAGGAAUCGCUACUGCAUUAUUGAAACAUGCGAUAAAGUUUAUACAUAAAAAGAAUGCAAAAAGUCUAGGAGUUCUUACAUCUACUUGGCAAGAACCAGCAAUGGAGAUAUUUUAUCGUUUUGGAUUCAUAGAGGUAAAGCGAGGAACUAUGGCCUAUGGAUUUGUUGAAUGUAUAAAACUCAGACUUGAUGUUGAACAAUGGAUUAGGUGCCGUAAAGCACGUAAACAUAGUUCAUCUAUUAGUGACGCGUAA